Messenger RNA from Melopsittacus undulatus (budgerigar), 2462 nucleotides. RefSeq names its product keratin, type II cytoskeletal 80. Gene Ontology annotation, biological process: intermediate filament organization; keratinization. NCBI's taxonomy places the organism in Eukaryota, Metazoa, Chordata, Aves, Psittaciformes, Psittaculidae. Gene Ontology annotation, cellular component: keratin filament. The transcript is spliced from 9 exons. The coding region runs from base 173 to 1588 and encodes 471 amino acids. The record is from RefSeq and is a predicted model, not a curated record. Gene Ontology annotation, molecular function: structural constituent of skin epidermis.
AGAACAGGUGCCUGGAAUUCAUUAGCCAACCCACGAGCCCAGGAGACGGGAAUUACACCGGCCAAACUCCUCUGCGUGCCACUGCUCUGCCUCCCUGUGCGGCGGCAGCAGCACGGCUUCAUCUCCUCUUCAUCCUCCCUUCCCCUCCCUUCCCCUUCCCUCCAGCUGAGCCAUGACGAAUCCCUGCACAGCCUUCAGCAGCGGCUCCCUCUCCUCCUGGGAGCUGUCAGGGAAAGCAGGAAGCACAUCCCCGGAUCGCCUGGGCCGCUGCAGCCCCAAUGGCUUGGCCAGCAAUGGCUACAGGGACGGUGGAUAUCGAUGCUCCUCUUACUCCUCCUUCUCCAUCGAUGGGAGGCUUCUGGCCCCCGUGCACCUCGACAUCGACACAGACUUCCAAGCCGUGCGGCAGCAGGAGAAAGAGGACAUCAAGUCACUCAACAACCAGUUUGUGACCCUCAUUGAGAAGGUCCAGUGCUUGGAGCAACAGAACAAGGUCCUGACGACGAGGUGGAACUUCCUGAAGGACCAAGACAAUUCCCACUCGGAGUCAGACAUCAAGGCCAUCUACGACCAGUACAUGAGCAAGAUGAACCAAGAGAUGAAGGCGCUCACCUAUGAGCAGGAAAACCUGGAGUCGGAGCUGACAAAGGUCCUGAGCACCAUGGAUAACUUCCGGAGCAAGUACGAGGAUGAAAUCCGCCUCUGCAGCGGGAUGGAAUACACCUUCCUGGAGCUCAAGAAGGAUUUAGAUGUCAGCACCUUGCACAGAACGGAGCUGGAGGUUAAACUCAAUGGGCUCCAGGAGCUGAUGGAACUGAAGAAGACCAUCUACGAGCAGGAACUGGAGGAGCUGCUGACAGAAAUCAAGGACAUCUCCGUUGUCCUGGGAAUUGACAACGCCUGCAAGCUGGACCUGAGCAGGAUUGUGGAAGAAGUGAGGGCCCAGUACGAGGCUCUGGCUCUUCGGAGCUGGGAGGAGGCUGAAGCCCUCACCAGGAGGAAGCUGAAGGAAGGCAGCAUCCAGACAGGCACCUAUGGGGGUCACCUCCUGGACAGCCGCCGGGCGAUCGCAGACCUGAACAUCCAGAUCCAGAAGCUGAGGUCCUGCAUCGUGUCCCAAAAGAGCCAGUGCCUUUACCUAGAGGAGCACAUCAGAGAGGCAGGAGAGCACGGUGAGAUGGCCCUCAAGGAUGCCAAAGCCAAACUGGUCAAGCUAGAAGAAGCCCUACAGAAGAGCAAGGAGGACAUGGCUCAUCUGGUGAAGGAGUAUCAGGAGCUGAUGAACAUCAAGCUAGCACUGGAUGUGGAGAUCCUCACUUACAGGAAGCUGAUGGAAGGGGAGGAGAGCAGCAUGGAGCAACCAAUACCCACAGUCAUCAGCAGCGUCCACUCCACACCAAAGCACCUUUCUGCCAGCACCCUGAGAAACUCCAAGCUCUUUGCAAGAAAACCCAAUAGCACCAAUGGGGAGAAGAAGGCAAACGGGGGCAGCGCCAGGAGCCCCAGUGCUGCCCCAGUGCCACCAGCAGCAGUCUCCAGUGGUGCCCAGCCAAAGCUCAGCUCCCUGCCCACCGAGGGGUGCUCCUAGGAGACCCAGAGCCCUGGCACGACCACAGCACCCAUGGGCACCUGGAGCCACAUGGGGCCAAAGCACUUUCUCCCGAACUCAAGCCAAGAGCCGAGGGACAGAGGAUGGGAAUCCACUCACUCCAGGCUGUCUCCGUUGCCUUCCCAACCCCCCCUGUUCACAUCUCUGUUACCCACACACAGAUUCAUGACCCCCCGUUCAGACACUGCCACCGACAUCCUCCUCUCCAGGUGUGUCAUCCCAGAGGAUGUGCAUCCCUUUGGGAUGUGCCUAUCGGACACUUGGCAGGAGGGGAAAGUAUUAUUACAGCAGCUUGUAACCCACUUUACCAGCAUUCCUAAACCCUUCUGCCUGCUCCAGCCCUGCCCUGUGCGUGUCCGAGGUGCUGAUGGGGAGAUGCAGGCCAACAGCCUGAGCUGUGGGUUUGUGAUCCCUGGAUUUGGUGACAAACACACUGCUUGUACUGAGGGAUGCUUGGCCACAGCAUCUAAGUGAUCAUACUGCCUUUUGGGUGGCCUCUCACUCCUCCCCAUGCCACCAAAGGUAAAGCUCCUCCAACCUUUUAGUUUCAUAACAGAGAGCAUCUCCCCCUGUCUCACUCCAAGUCCACACACAGUGGGUCCUAGAAACAAGGACAUUGGUUCCCAUUUAACUACAACAAGCAGGACUUGUCUUUGUAGUUACUGAGCUUACACAGGAGCUCGUCCCUUACCUGACACCGGUCACACCACAGCACAGCAGGGGGGAUGCUCUGGCCUCAGACACACGUUCCAUGACCCUCUUGCACAUGCACAUCUGCUUCGGGAUGCACCGUCCUGCUCUGGUACAGCACGGGGCCACUGCUGGUACAAUAAACACUGAGUGUCACACACAA